Messenger RNA from Alligator sinensis (Chinese alligator), 3645 nucleotides. RefSeq names its product SID1 transmembrane family member 1 (gene SIDT1). The transcript is spliced from 26 exons. Lineage: Eukaryota; Metazoa; Chordata; Crocodylia; Alligatoridae. Gene Ontology annotation, cellular component: membrane. The record is from RefSeq and is a predicted model, not a curated record. The coding region runs from base 356 to 2395 and encodes 679 amino acids.
GCUCAGCUUCCCUGCUAAGAUUAAAUCAAGUGGCUGUAGAGCCAGAACAGAAGGUACAGUGGUGUGGAACAGAAAGCGCCAACUCGCCCUCUUUCUGAGAGGUUGAACCAGCUCUCCAAGUUCAGUGGAUGCUGUGCGGGUGUAUGUGAAGAGCGACUCCGAGGACCUGCAGUACCCUGUCCUUUUUGUAGUUCGCCAGCAGAAGGGAGUGCUCUCAUGGCAGGUCCCACUGAUUUUUCGAGGCCUUUACCAGAGGACCUACAACUACCAGGAGGUGAGCCGGACCCUGUGCCCGACAGAGCCUGCACUGGAUACUGGCCCCUUGGAGCAGGUCAUCUUUGUUGAUGUGGCUUCCAUGGCCCCAUCUCCUAUCAAGUAUGAGCUGCUGGUCACCAGGGUCAAGAACUUCCAGCUCAUGACAGACAAAGCCUUCAACUUCACUGCCAGCCCUUCUCAGCCACAGUAUUUCCUGUACAAGUUCCCUCAAGAUGUGGAUUCUGUCAUCAUCAAAGUGGUAUCGGAGACCGUCUAUCCCUGCUCCGUGGUUUCUGUUCAGGAUAUUGUGUGCCCAGUAUAUGAUCUGGACCACAAUGUGGAGUUUAAUGGUGUUUAUCAGUCCAUGACAAAGCAAGCAGCCAUCACUAUCCAGAAGAAGGACUUCACAGGUGAGCAGUUCUUUGUGGUGUUCGUCAUAAAGCCAGAAGACUAUGCCUGCGGGGGCUCUGUGCCUUCCACCAUCCAGGACAAGGGCAACCACACCUGGAACCUGCAAAGGACAAAACACCUUCAAGUGACCAUUGUGCCCUCCAUUCCAGAGUCUGUUUAUGUGCAGGCCAUGCUCUUCAGCUUCCUGAGCUUCCUCUCCUUCUAUGUGGGUGCACUGAUGGUUGCCUGUAUGCACUAUGUCAGGGCUUGGAGGAAGACGUCAGCUGAGAGGUACAGCCCCGAUGAUGGAUCUAGGACCAUGGCUGCAUCGCGUCCUAUCACAGCAGGCACGCCUGAGGGAAGCAGCUACGGUGCUAUUGAUGAGUCAAGCUCCAGUGGUGGCCAACAGAUGUCUUCCCCAGAGCAUGGGCUUCGGCGUGGUUCUGACACAGACAGCUCUGUGGAGGAGGAGAGUGACUUUGACACCAUGCCGGAAAUCGAGAGUGAUAAGAACGUCAUUCGCACCAAGAUGUUUCUCUAUCUGUCAGACUUGUCCAGGAAGGACCGGCGAAUUGUCAGCAAAAAGUACAAGAUUUAUUUCUGGAACAUCAUCACCAUUGCUGUGUUCUACGCGCUGCCUGUGGUCCAGCUGGUCAUCACCUACCAGACAGUUGUGAAUGUAACAGGCAAUCAGGACAUCUGUUACUACAACUUCCUGUGUGCGCACCCCUUGGGUGUCCUGAGUGCCUUCAACAAUGUCCUCAGCAACAUGGGCCAUGUGCUGCUGGGAUUGCUCUUCCUGCNGUUUGUCCUGCCCAGAAACAUUCCCCCCCGCCAUACCACGGAAGCCAAGGAGGCCUGCACAUUGGAGUAUGGGAUCCCCAAGCACUUCGGCCUGUUCUAUGCCAUGGGCAUCGCCCUGAUGAUGGAGGGGGUUCUCAGUGCCUGCUACCAUGUCUGCCCCAACUACUCCAACUUCCAGUUUGACACCUCCUUCAUGUACAUGAUUGCAGGACUCUGUAUGCUCAAGCUGUACCAGGCCCGGCACCCAGACAUCAACGCCAGUGCCUACUCAGCCUACGCCUCCUUCGCUGUGGUCAUCUGCCUGGCUGUCCUUGGAGUGGUGUUUGGCAAAAACAACAUGUGGUUCUGGGCCAUCUUCUCAGUCAUCCAUGUCUUCGCCUCACUGGCCCUCAGCACCCAGAUCUACUACAUGGGCCGUUUCAAAAUUGAUUUUGGGAUUUUCCGCCGUGCAGCAAUGGUACUCUACACGGACUGUAUCCAGCAGUGCAGCCGGCCAAUGUACAUGGACAGAAUGGUGCUGCUUGUUGCUGGCAAUCUAGUAAACUGGUCUUUUGCCAUCUUUGGGCUGGUGUACCGGCCAAGGGACUUUGCCUCCUACUUGCUGGGGAUCUUCAUCUGUAACCUGCUGCUGUACCUGGCUUUCUAUAUCAUCAUGAAGCUUCGCAGCUCGGAGAAGCUUCUGCCCAUUCCGCUGUUCUGCAUCGUGGCCACUGCCAUAGUGUGGGGAGCUGCCCUUUACUUCUUCUUCCAGAAUCUCAGCAGCUGGGAGGAGACCCCAGCAGAGUCCCGAGAGAAGAACCGUCCCUGUGCGCUGCUGGGCUUUUUUGAUGACCACGACAUCUGGCACUUUCUCUCGGCUGCUGCCUUGUUCUUCUCUUUCUUGGUCCUGCUCACCCUGGAUGAUGACCUGGACACUGUGCGCAGAGACCAGAUCCCUGUGUUUUGAGCAUGGCCAGGUCAGGUGCUCCCAGAGCCAGUGGGAGAAGGGCCAGAGCCAGUGCCAUCUGCAGGGAAGGAGCCUGCCAGUACCCAUGCUGCACCAACCCUCACCGGGAGGAGCAGGGGGGCUGAUCCCACACUGGCUAAAGGAACAAGGAGGCCAAGACCUGCAGGGAAGAUUGAGCAGCACAUGCUCCUCCCAUGUGCAUGCAUGGGCCAAGCCAACAUCCUCACAGCGAGGCAGAGGAGCCAUCAUCCUCUGACAGCUGCUGGGAGGCACCAGGGGGGUGAGACAGCCAUGGCCAUGUUGAUUGAAGGGGGUGGUUUCUUUCAGAGGUGACAGAAGUUGAGUUUACUGCCUUCUACAGUCCCAUGUGGCCUCCUGGAGCUGCCAGGGGAGUGGGCCUCAUCGCCUGGAUAUAGCUCCAGGGACAUGGUGGGAAACAUCCAUCUCCCACCCGCUCUGACUCCUCUGCCUGUUCUGGGCUGGACCUCUGCUUCCAUCUUUAUCUUCUGUCCCUCAUGGGUGUUGGGAAGGGGCAGUGUCAAGCCCUCUUGUUCAUGGUCAUUCCCUGCACACUAUAGUGGCAUUGCUGUCCUCAGCAUCACUCCCUCUGCCUCUCUGCUUGUGCCCUGCCCUCCAUGGGCCCCAGGGAGAUGUUUCUGAGGCAGCAGGAAGCAGACCAGUUCCCAGUUUCUGGCUGAGGAGGGCUGCUACACAGCUGGCAGAGCUCUAGGACAGUGAGAGGAGCCACAUGUGAUGGACAGCUCUGCCCAGGAGGCAGUAGCUGUUGGAGAUGGUACCUGUACAGGGUGGACUCCCCAAGAGCCGCAGCCCCAGGAAUACUCUGCAAGACACAGAUGUGCUGGCUUCUUUUCUGGUCCUCCUGGCCCCCUUCCCUCCUGCAUAUGAAAUGGCAACUUCUCUUGCAGCUCCAGUGACCUGAGCAGCAGCUCUUUGUUAUCACAGCCCUGUGCAAGACCCAGAGUGCUCAGCCCUCCAGAGGUGGGCGUUCUAAAGGGCUCUGUGGAAUUACAGCUGUGGUCUCGGGGCCAAGAGCCACCCCCUGACCAAGCGUGGGUGUCAGCUGCAAAGGAAGAGGGCCAGGUCUGGAGGUGUCAGAAGCUGCAUGUGAGCGUUGGUCAUUGAGCACUUCCAAAUGUUGGGCUGAACAUCUGCUCUGGGCUGGAGGCUGGCAGGGCAGGUCCCCAACAUGGAGGGAGUGGGGAGCAUCAAUUUGUAAUACUCUGGACCAA